Messenger RNA from Drosophila navojoa, 2880 nucleotides. RefSeq names its product glutamate ionotropic receptor kainate (gene Grik). Gene Ontology annotation, biological process: monoatomic ion transport. Gene Ontology annotation, molecular function: ligand-gated monoatomic ion channel activity; signaling receptor activity. The record is from RefSeq and is a predicted model, not a curated record. Lineage: Eukaryota; Metazoa; Arthropoda; Insecta; Diptera; Drosophilidae. Gene Ontology annotation, cellular component: membrane.
UUGUAUUUAAUAGUUUCAGCAGCUGCAGCAGCAACAAUCGGCAAUCGCAUGCACGGGCGACUCUCAGUGGAUGCUCGGCCCAAGGGCCAGCUGGGCAGCUGGAGCAUUUUGCUGAUUUCUCUAUGCAGCCUCACAAGUCUCCUGGACAGCUGUCGGGCCGAACGCACCAAUGUGGGUCUUAUUUUUGAAAACACCAAUCCGGAUCUUGAGAAAAUUUUCCACCUGGCCAUUGAGAAGGCGAACGAGCAGAACGAAGAGCUGAAUCUGCACGGCGUGGCCGUAGCCAUCGAGCCGAACAACGCGUUCGAGGCAUCCAAGAAAUUGUGCAAAAUGCUUAGGCAACAUCUGGUGGCUGUCUUUGGGCCCAGCACGAAUAUGGCGGCGCGCCAUGCGCUAAGCAUCUGCGAUGCCAAGGAGCUGCCCUUUCUGGACACGCGCUGGGACUUUGGCGCCCAGUUGCCGACGAUUAAUCUGCAUCCGCAUCCGGCACAGGUGGGCGUGGCCAUCAAGGAUUUGGUCACGGCGCUGGGCUGGGAGAGCUUCACCAUCAUCUACGAGUCGGGCGAGUAUCUGGCAACGGUUAACGAGCUGCUGAAGAUGUAUGGAACGACUGGGCCGACUAUAACACUUAGACGCUAUGAUCUGGAUCUAAAUGGCAAUUACCGCAAUGUGCUGCGACGCAUACGCAAUGCCGAGGACAAGUCGUUCGUGGUCGUCGGCUCGCUGGAUACCCUGCCCGAGCUCUUCAAGCAGGUGCAGCAGGUGGGUCUGCUGACGAGCAGCUAUCGCUACAUCAUCGGCAAUCUCGACUGGCAGACGAUGGACCUGGAGCCGUACCAGCAUGCGGACUCCAAUAUAACUGGCUUGCGACUCGUUUCGCCCGUGAACGAGCAGGUGCUCGAGGUGGCCAAGGCGCUGUACGAGAGCGAGGAACCAUUCCAGAACGUAUCGUGCCCUCUGACCAACAGCAUGGCCCUCAUCUACGAUGGCAUCCAGCUGCUGGCCGAGACAUACAAACAUGUUAACUUCCGACCCAUAACGCUCAGCUGCGGCGACGACAGUGCCUGGGACAAGGGCUACACGCUCGUCAACUACAUGAAGUCGUUGUCGCUGAAUGGUCUCACGGGGCAAAUCCAUUUCGACUAUGAGGGACUGCGCACGGAUUUUCAGCUGGAGGUCAUAGAGCUGGGCGUCUCGGGCAUGCAGCAAAUUGGCCAAUGGAGCAGCGCGGAUGGAUUUGAAAUGAAUCGCCCGGCCCCGGCGCACACGCUCGAGCCAGACAUGCGUUCGCUGAUGAACAAGAGCUUUGUGGUCGUCACAGCGAUUAGCGAGCCGUAUGGCAUGCUGAAGGAGACCGCAGACAAAAUGGAGGGCAACGCGCAAUUCGAGGGCUUCGGCAUCGAGCUGAUUGACGAGCUCUCCAAGAAGCUGGGCUUCACCUACACCUUCUACCUGCAGCCGGACAACAAGUACGGCGGCAUCGAUCCCAAGACUGGCGAGUGGAACGGUAUGCUCCGGGAGAUAAUAGACCACCGCGCUGACAUGGGCAUAACUGAUUUGACCAUGACGUCAGAGCGAGAGAGCGGCGUGGACUUUACCAUUCCCUUUAUGAAUCUAGGCAUUGCCAUUUUGUUCCGCAAGCCCAUGAAGGAGCCGCCCAAGCUCUUCUCCUUCAUGUCUCCGUUCUCGGGCGAGGUUUGGCUUUGGCUGGGUCUCGCCUACAUGGGUGUCUCCAUUAGCAUGUUUGUCCUGGGCCGCAUGUCCCCAGCCGAGUGGGAUAAUCCCUAUCCGUGCAUCGAGGAGCCCACUGAAUUGGAGAAUCAAUUUAGUUUUGCCAAUUGCCUUUGGUUCUCCAUUGGUGCCCUACUGCAGCAAGGCUCCGAGCUGGCUCCCAAAGCGUUUUCAACACGUGCCGUUGCCUCCUCGUGGUGGUUCUUCACGCUGAUCUUGGUAUCCUCCUACACGGCCAACCUGGCUGCCUUCCUCACUGUCGAAUCGCUCGUGACACCCAUAGAGGAUGCUGAGGACUUGUCGGAGAACAAGGGCGGAGUCAACUACGGCGCAAAGAAUGGCGGCAGCACCUUUACCUUCUUUAAGGAUGCCAAAUAUCCCACCUACCAGAAGAUGUACGAAUUCAUGAAGGACAAUCCGCAGUACAUGACGAAUUCCAAUCAGGAAGGCGUCGAUCGCGUCGAGAAUAGCAACUAUGCCUUCCUUAUGGAGUCAACCACCAUCGAGUACAUCACUGAGCGCCGUUGCACCCUCACCCAGGUGGGCGCUCUGCUGGAUGAGAAGGGCUACGGCAUAGCAAUGCGAAAGAACUGGCCGUAUCGCGAUGUGUUGAGCCAGGCCAUACUCGAGAUGCAGGAGCAGGGCCUGCUGACCAAAAUGAAGACCAAGUGGUGGAAGGAGAAGCGCGGCGGUGGCGCCUGUUCGGAUGCAGGCGACGAGGGUGGAGCUCUGGCCCUCGAGAUAAGCAAUCUGGGCGGCGUUUACUUGGUGCUCGGCGUGGGCGCCGCCUUUGGCGUUUUAGUAUCCGUGCUGGAGAUGCUGCUGGGCGUCAAGGAGCGCAGCACCGAGAAUAAGGUAAACUUCAAGGAUGAGCUGCUCGACGAAUUGCGUUUCAUUAUCCAAUGCUCGGGCAAUACCAAGGCGGUCAAAUAUCCCAAGAACUCUGGCAGUAGCUCCAACUCGAAUGCCAGCUCCAAGUCGAAGGGCUCCUCUCUCUCUGUGGACACCCUGCCAGAGGAUCCAUCGGAUGCCGACGUGGAGGCAGUCCGAGAGAGACGUGCAAAUCAUGCUAAGAAGUAGCCGACAUUGAAGAUUUAUCAGUGUUUCGAGAACUUAUUUUCAUGGUUAUUAAACUUGUUGCAAAGUUUA